Messenger RNA from Zingiber officinale, 1732 nucleotides. Its product is annotated as pentatricopeptide repeat-containing protein At2g15980-like. Gene Ontology annotation, molecular function: protein binding. The record is from RefSeq and is a predicted model, not a curated record. NCBI's taxonomy places the organism in Eukaryota, Viridiplantae, Streptophyta, Magnoliopsida, Zingiberales, Zingiberaceae. Bases 57 to 1601 code for a protein of 514 amino acids. The transcript has a single exon.
UAACGGCCCAUUGAAUAUUAACAUGCCAGCCCCAUCCGCCUCGUAGGGGCGCUCUGAUGGCGGCGGCGACGCUGGCGAAUGGCAUGCGAAGGACGAAGCCUCUUCUCUCCUCCCCCACACUUCGUAACGCCGCCGCCGCCGCCGCCGCCGCACCAUUCACGCCAUCCCGCUCUCUGUCCUCGCCGGCGUACGACCUUCCACUUCUUUCCGCUGAUGACGAGGCCGUCGUAUCUUCGGCCUUCUCCAUUCUGCGGGAGCUCCGCUCCAAGCGCCGCUGGACUUUCCUCAAGUCCGUCCACCAUCCGACCGGCUUCACGCCCGUCCAGUUCGCCCACGUCCUUCUCCGCCUCCGCAACCACGCCCGCCUCGCCCUCGGCUUCUUCCUUUUCACCCGUCGCCACUCCCUCUGCAACCACGACUCUCUAUCCUUCGCCGCCGCCGUCCACGUGCUCGCUCGCCAUCGUCGACGCGCUGAUGCCCUCUCCCUCCUCCAGGCGGCCAUCCGGUCCCUCGACACAGCGCGCUCCUCCUCCUCUGCAGCUGCUGGUGACGAUGAUAGCCCCCCGGAGAUCUUCAAAACCCUAGCGAAGACUUACCGGGUCUUCGACUCCGCCCCCUUCGUGUUCGACCUGCUCGUACGGGCUUACCUCCAGAACAAGCGACUCGAUCGAGCGACCCACAUCGUCCGGAUCCUGAUGUCCCGUGGCAUCCAGCCCUCCAUCAGCACCGCCAACGCACUCAUCCGUUCGGUGUCUCGCGCGAACGGCUCCGAUGCGGGUUUCGAGGUUUACAGUCAGAUCUUCAAGCCACAGGCAGUCGGCCAUGGAGUCAGCAUGAAGGUUAGGGUUUCUCCAAACCCAGGAACCUUCAACACCCUUCUCCUUGCUCUCUAUCGCGAGGGAAAUAUGGAGAAAUCGAUAAAGAUCAGAAACGAAAUGGAGACUUUUGGAUGCGAUCCGACGGUCUUCACCUACAGCAUUCUAAUGUCCGGAUUUUGCGACGAGGGCAUGAUGCAGGACGCAAAGAAAUUGUGGGAAGAGAUGGUGACCAAGGGAAUCAAACCUGACAUCGUCGCAUUCAAUACACUGAUCGGCGGCCACUGCAGAGCCGGAGAGAUGGAGGCCGCCGAAGAUCUCUACAGGAACAUGACGUUGACCGAGAUCGAACCUACCGUCACCACGUUCGAGCAUUUGAUCGGCGGCCACUCCAAGGCCGGCUGCGUUGAUUCCGCUCUGCUUCUGUAUCAGGACGCGAGGAGGAGGGGAUUUGGGCUGCAAGCCUCGGUCAUCGACGAGUUGCUCGCGGCAGCACGCGAAAAGGGGAAAGUCGCUGAAGGGAUGAGAAUUCUGAGGGAGGAGACGACGAGGGAAGGGUUUACACCGAGCAGGAGGAGCUACGAGGUGUUGAUCGGAGGACUCUGCGAAGAGGGGGAGGUGGAAGAGGCGGCGAAGCUUCAGGCGGAGAUGGCUGGUAAAGGAUUUGGGAACAGCUUCGAGGUAUACAAUGCGUUCGUGGAGGGAUACAAGAAACGAGGGGAUAUUGAGAAGGCGGAGAUGUUGAAGAAUGAGAUGAUUACGAUGGGCAUAACGAUAAAAGUGUAGCAAGCAGUCUCUUGUGAUUGUGAUUAUGCUUCUUCAGCCAAAAGCAUCAGUGAGAUCAUACAAAUUCCUCUUCGUAAGUUCAAAGUAUGGAUUAAUACAUCAAUUCGACUCAACUUUUUAAGAUUUUCUCA